Messenger RNA from Australozyma saopauloensis, 1854 nucleotides. RefSeq lists its product as uncharacterized. Gene Ontology annotation, biological process: positive regulation of transcription by RNA polymerase II. NCBI's taxonomy places the organism in Eukaryota, Fungi, Ascomycota, Pichiomycetes, Serinales, Metschnikowiaceae. Gene Ontology annotation, molecular function: transcription cis-regulatory region binding; metal ion binding. The record is from RefSeq and is a predicted model, not a curated record. The transcript has a single exon. Bases 1 to 1854 code for a protein of 617 amino acids.
AUGAGUGCAACCAAACCAAUUACCUCGAGCAACGUCUCUGCGAAGACUGAGAGUAGCAAAACACGGGCAGAGGGCCGGAAGAACAGAGCUGCCAAGAAAAAUCAGAAUUCUAUCAACCACUUGCUCGACUUUCUGCUGUAUAAAGACCUGCCGGAGUACCGCCAACAGGACCAGAGUAAUCGUAGAACACAUCAGCGCAUGUAUAACAAUGGCCGCUCCAAAAACAGUAAUCUGAACUACAACAAUGGCGGCUACGGAAACGGCUCUCAUUCGGGUACACAUGGAUCAUCGAAAGACUACAACAACAGAGGAAGACCGGCUCGCAGACGUCCAAAAGCAUUUCUCCACGGAAUGAGGUUCAUAAACGUGAACUACAAGUUUGUGGUGGACUACCGAAAGUCUUAUACGGCUCAGAAACUUGAUCCGAACGUGCCUGUUGAUACAGACGAUAUAUUGUGCAUCGUGGCCCCUCAGGGAAACGCUUGCCCUAUUUGUCUUUCUUCUGAGCUUGUGGCACCUCGAAUGAUCACUCUGUGUGGUCAUAUAUUGUGUCUUCCAUGUCUUUUGGCGCUUUUGGAUAGCGAGGUUCCCACCUCUAUGAAGAGGGAAAGCAAGGCAGUGGUAGAGAAGUAUACAGAUUGUCCGUUGUGCGCAUCCAUAAUUCGUCGCGGCGAUGUCAAACCUGUUUUGGUGGACACCACCGAUGUGCGCUUCGAUAUGCCAAAAGUAAAUGACGAGAUCGUCUUGACACUCAUGGCGCGUGACGCAAACAAGAUCGUCCCGGUGCCUAGCUUUGCGUCCAAAGAUGCGCAUGGACAAUUCCCGUGGGCCGACCAGCUCCAUACAGAUCCAUAUCUGAGAAUUUAUAAGGCUGACCAUACAUAUGUGACAUCUAUGUAUGAACAAGAGAAAACAGCUCUCCGUCAAGCAUACGAAAAUGACAGUGACCUGUUUUUGGCUGGAAGGAAACUUUUGAAACUCGCUCUUCUGUCCAUUGACCUGGAUGUUCGCGCUUGGACUGAGAAAUUCGAGUCUGAGGCCAAGGUUAGUGAGCAAGUGCAACCUAUCAAACCAAGCCAAGACAGCGCACCAAACCAAACGUUCUACUAUUACCAAACGGGCUUUAAGUGCCCCACCACUUAUGUUCUCUCUGCGCUAGAUAUGAAGGUUCUUAAAACUAGCUACGGGGCAGAUUACUCUGAACUUCCGCCUUCCAUCGUAGCCAAAGUCGAAAACAUCCGUUAUGAGGAAAUGGAUGAAGAACUUGCUACCACAAGAUACAAAUACAUCUCUCACCUUCCGCUGGGAACUUCUCUUGGCUUUUUGGAAUGUUGUUGGGAGAACAACGAGUUUAUUUCGCCCGAAGUUUGGGGUACUUACAAACACGAUCUCCUCAAACGAAGCAAAACAUCUUCACGCAAGCUCAAUCAGGAAGAAAGAAGUAAACAACGGGCCCUUAAUGAAGAGGAGCGUCGCGCACGGGAGUACAUUGACCGGGAGAACAACGGUGGGCCACAAUACCACGAAGACGAUCUCCAAUGGAUUAAUGGCGGUGGAAUUGGAAGCCUCACCAUCACUGAUCAUCGCGAGAUGCCUGCGCUUUCAGGAGGGCAACACACUGAACGGUCACGGAGUCUGAGCGCUGAUGCCUCCGAACUGACGCAACGGUCGGUUUGGGGAACUCAGAUUCCUAAAGCAGAACAAACAGAAGAAGAUUCGGAGGGCGGAUGGGAUGCUGAUGAGAUGAUCCGCCGUGCCCGUGAAGAAAUCGAAAAACUGGGAGCCGAAGUGAAAGGCAAGGCAAAAAAGAAAAAGAAAUACAUCAUUCUUCUGUCCAACACAGGAUGGGCAUGA